AUGAGGUUGCUCACCUUUUGCGCUGCAGCCCUCGGGUUGACCUGCGCCAGGGCUUUGACAGUCCCUGAAGUCUUUGAAAAGAUCGAGCAAAAACUGCCCACUAGGGAAGCUCCUCCACCAAAAUACUUCCUGGAAUCAGAGGCAUCCGCUCAUUACGACGACAAAUACUUUCAUGAAGUUCUGGAGCCUGAAGAUCAGUACGCAGGCAUCAGAGUUCUCAUGCAAACAUAUCUAGCUACAUUCCGUGAUCUAGGCAUUCAGACAUGGCUCAUGCAUGGUUCCCUACUUGGUUGGUGGUGGGGAAAGAAGGUCAUGCCAUGGGACUUGGACGCUGAUGUCUCGGUGACUGAGGCGGACAUGUACUACCUGGCUGCCUACUACAACAUGACCAUCUACUACUUCCAGUAUGAGGGUUGCCCGAAUGGCAGUUUCUUCCAGCUUGACAUAAACCCGGCGUUCAAGUACCGCGGCAGGGACGAUGGAAACAAUUUCAUUGAUGCUCGCUGGGUUGACAUGCAGACCGGACUGUUCAUCGACAUCACAGCGGCGAGAUAUGACCCUGGGCAUGAGAUGGGCGAUGGUGUCAUGUACGACAAGCACGAUCAUGAGUUCAAGGACAAGUACAUCUUUCCUCUCCUUGACACCACCUUCGAGGGUGUUUCCGCCAAGGUGCCCUAUAGGUACAAAGAGAUCCUUACCUCGGAAUAUGGCCGGGGAUCCAUAUCAAGGACUGACUUCCAUGGACAUCGAUUCAAUACUAAACUUAUGCAAUGGGUUCCCAUUAACUAA
Molecule: messenger RNA, 789 nt
Organism: Fusarium sp. VM40
Lineage: Eukaryota; Fungi; Ascomycota; Sordariomycetes; Hypocreales; Nectriaceae
Source: the annotation of a GenBank genome assembly